AUGCGCGGGGGCGGCGCGGCGCAGCGCGCAGGCGCGGGCCGGGCCGCCAUGGCGGCGGCGCCUGAGGCCUUCCUGGUGCCGCCGCCGCCGCCGCCUCCUCCGCCUCCUCCUCCUCCUCCCGCCGCCGCCGCACCGGAGCCGCCGCGGCCCCGCAAUGGCCUCCGCACCGCGGGCGGCGGCGGCAAGCGGCGGAGCAGCUGCGGCGCCAAGCAGCCGGCGUGGAAGCGGCGGCGCCGCGCGGCCUCGGAGUGCGGCCCGGUGCUGCCGUCCGAGUUCCUGCUCGGCGGGAACAUCUUCGACCCCCUGAACCUCAACAGCCUGCUGGACGAGGAGGUGAGCCGCGCCCUGAACGCCCGCACGCCGCAGUCCUCCCCGCUGCCGCAGCGCGGCCGGGACCCGGUGGAGAUCCUGGUGCCGAGGGACAUCACGGACCCGCUGAGCCUGAACGCGCCGGGCGACGCGCUCCGCCUGGCCUCGCCGGCCAAGAGCGCCCGGCGGCGGCACCGGCACCGCGGCCAGCAGCGCAACAACGCCGCCAACAGCGCCGCCGGCGCCGAGGAGCCCGGCCGCCCCGCCGAGCCCGCCGCCCCGCCGUGCCCCGCCGGCCGCCACCGCAAGCGCCGACGGACUUGCAGCAAAUCCGACCCUCCGCGCCCCGCCGCGCCCUCGGAAAAACCGAAACCCGGCGGCAAAGCCCCGCAGCGGCCGCGCCGCCAGGCGCGCAAGUUCCAGUACGGGAAUUACUGCAAAUAUUACGGGUACCGCAACCCCGACGUGGAGGACGCGCGGCUGCGGGCGCUGCGGCCCGAGUGGUUCGCGGGCAAGGAGGUGCUGGACGUGGGCUGCAACGUGGGGCACCUCACCCUGAGCAUCGCCAAGCGCUGGGCGCCCGCCAGGGUGGUGGGGCUGGACAUUGACGGGCGGCUGAUCCGCUCGGCGCGGCAGAACAUCCGCCACUACCUCUCCGAGGGGCUGGGGGCGGACGGCGAGGCCGCCGCCGGGCUCAGGAAAGGUUUCCCCGCCGCGCUCCUGGCCAGCCGGGGCCCCAUCGCCGCCCCGCAGCUGCCGCCCGACGGGCCCGGCGCCGCGGAUUUCCCGCACAACGUGGUGUUCGUCACG
This is a messenger RNA of Lonchura striata (white-rumped munia), 1119 nucleotides long. The record is from RefSeq and is a predicted model, not a curated record. Lineage: Eukaryota; Metazoa; Chordata; Aves; Passeriformes; Estrildidae.